Molecule: messenger RNA, 2272 nt
Organism: Phasianus colchicus (ring-necked pheasant)
Lineage: Eukaryota; Metazoa; Chordata; Aves; Galliformes; Phasianidae
Source: RefSeq, a predicted model, not a curated record
CCGCCAUCUUGCUUCCGGGCAACGUCGCCAUCUUGGUUGCGGGCGGCGGGGCGGGGCCGUGAGGCGUUGCGGGGCCGGGCCGGGGGGCAGUCCGUCCUUCUUCCCUGCGCGCGGUUCUGGCGGUGGCUGGGUGUCCUGUGGCUGUGGUAGGAGCAGAGAUGGAGGCCUCGAAGCUGUUUGCCACAGCCGUGCCCGAGGAGCAGCUGGAGGACGGCUGGGACCGGGCCCUGCGGAGGCUGUUCGGGCCCAGCCAGUGCCUGCGCAGCGUGGAGAGCCCCAGGGAUGUGGGAAACCUUCCCGCCAUUGUGCAGGGCAGGAUGCAGGAGCACUGGCAGAAAGGACGGGGUUUCUCCUCUUGUGGCCAGUGGGAGGAAGCCAUCAUCUGCUAUACAAAAGCCAUCAACCUGGAUCCGCAGCGGGCAGAGCUGUAUGAGCAGCGGGCAGAGGCUUUCCUCCAGCUUUGUGACUUCCAGUCGGCCAAGCUGAACUUAAUGAAGGUGCUUGCAUUGGCACCUGCACAGGAGCAGCACUGCCUGGCUCGUCUGGCUCUUGUCCUUGACCUGCAGGGCCAGUGUCUGCUGGACCAGGAGCUCUACAGUGAAGCCCUGGAGUCCUUCACACAGGCGGCUGAACUGCAGCCUCACUGCAGGGUGUUCCACCAGAGGAGCAUCGUGUGCCUUGCUGCCCUUGGUGAGUUCCCAGAAUUCCUCCGGGUGCUUAACAGAGAACUGGAGGAGGAUGUGAGGAACCCUGAUAUGUAUGUGCUCCGUGCCUUCUUCUACAAGCGGUUUGGGCAGCUGGCCCUGUGCCACCAGGACAUCCAACGGGCACUGGAGCUGGAGCCGCAGCACAGAGCUGCCCAGGCUUUGUGGCAAAGGCUGCUGAGACAAGGCCAGGAGGCCAAAGCCCAGGCAGUGUUGAAGGCUCUGUGUGGAGACCUGCGUGGGGCCCUGUAUGAGAUCAGCUUUGCUAUUGAGAGUGACCCCUUGGCUGCUGAAUUCUUCACCCUCAGGGGGACCCUUCUCCGACAGCUCAAGAAUUUCAGUGCAGCCAGCAAGGACUUAGCCAGAGCAAGGGAGCUGAGCACAGUGGGGAGCCCAGAGGCCUGGGAGGUUCAGCGGCAGCUGGUGCUCACCUACAAUGAUUGCGCUGUACACUGCUAUGCCCUGGGCCAACUUGAUGAGGCUGUAAAGCUCCUUGGUGAAGCUCUGCAAAAUGAAAGGACAGAGCAGGGACUCUACGCCAACAGAGGAGGCAAGUGGCUGGGCUGGUGGUCACAGCAGGGUAACGUCAGUGGCUUGUGGAUAAUGCUGGGGUGUCACACAACAGUGGCUGGCACUCAGGCAGUGAAUGUCUGCAGAGAGAGGUCUUGCUCUGCAGACCUGUGGCAAAAGCAGGAGGUGGGGCAGCUGGGUUCUUCCUUGAUCCUGAUCCCAGUGCACUGUGAGGAUACAUUCACUGUUUCAGUGUUUCAGCAGCGGGAAGGGGAUGAGGAGUGGGGAUUUGCCACUGGUGUUUCUACUCCUUCUCCAUGUAGUCUGUUCUGGGGCACAGCUGGCAACUGCUGCUCUCCCCCAGAUCAGGCUGCAUGUGCUGGUUGUUGCAGUGCAGAGCUUUUGGCUAUGAUGCUGAAACCUGGGGUGGGCUGGACGAGAGGUGUGUGUUUCCCACUGGCUCUAGACAAAGCCCUGGGACAACAGCCAGCCCCUCUCAGUUGCUGAGAUAGCCCUGCUUCUCUGCAGAUUGCUUCUUUUGCCUGGGGGAGCUGACCUAUGCGCUGGCAGAUUACCAGCAGGCACUGGAGCUGAGUCCAGGGAACCGUGCUGUGCAGGGACGUGUUGCAGCCGUGUUGCAUGAGAAGGGCUGGCAGGACUUGGCAGCCAGGCGGUUCCUGCAGGCAGAAGCUUGCUUUACUAUGGCCAUUGAACACGACCCCCGAGAAGCACUGUACUACCUGUGCCGUGCCAUGGCCAAGCGGUGCCUAGGGAAGGUGGAGAGCUCGAGGGAGGAUGUUGCACUCAGUCUGUGGCUCAGCCCCACGGAUAGCAAGAUCCUUUCCCUUGCACAACACCUCUUUCCAAGAAAGACUGUCCAGGCUAUCCUGAGGAGCCUUGCCCAACAAACUUCGGAUAAAACACUUGAGUCCUCCAAGACUUCCAUCUGAUGAUGCCUGAUGGACAGAAACAGUAGGUCUGCACAUAAGUGGCACUCCUGUGAAGCUGAGCAGAGCUGGUUCAUCCAGUGCCUGCAAGGUCUGACCAGCAGAAGGACA